Molecule: messenger RNA, 388 nt
Organism: Ruditapes philippinarum (Manila clam)
Lineage: Eukaryota; Metazoa; Mollusca; Bivalvia; Venerida; Veneridae
Product: tRNA (adenine(58)-N(1))-methyltransferase catalytic subunit TRMT61A-like
Biological process (GO): tRNA methylation
Cellular component (GO): tRNA (m1A) methyltransferase complex; nucleus
Source: RefSeq, a predicted model, not a curated record
GUAGGCCGGAGUUUAAACUGUCCAAUUUGACAACUUCCGGUGUGAAAAAAACGUGCAAAUAUGAGUUUUGCAAAAUAUAAAGACAAAAUAGACGAUGGAGACACUGUCAUGCUAUAUCUUGGCUUUGAUAACAUGCACACAAUCGUUGUAAGGAAAAAUGACACAUUUCAAACGCGAUAUGGGGCUUUAAGACAUGUUGAUUUGAUAGGGGUUAGAUAUGGAAGUAAAGUUCAUUGUAAAAAAGGAUAUUUGUAUGUCCUUUACCCGACAGCAGAGUUUUGGACCACAAGUUUGCCUCAUAGAACACAAAUAUUGUAUUCAACAGACAUAAGUUUAAUAACUUUACAGCUUGAUCUCAAACCAGGGUCUGUGGUAGUAGAGUCUGGUA